AAAUAUUUGUUAGUGCCUAUCCUUCCCGACUAAGUGAGCACGCUUGUUGCAGCUACCUAUCACCGAUCGAUCGAUCGAAAAGUUAUGUGCAUCGAUGCUCCAUGGAGUAAGUAACUUCGAAGGCCAAGUGUCGGCUUGGCUCUUUCCAAGUUCCAGCACACCGUUGUACAGAUUUACCCCAACCACUGACGCACUAAAGGAUGCUCUCCGGUUCCACCAUAUUCAAUAGUUUACUGCUAUUACUAACAUUCUCAAACUAGUCUGACUCUAGACCCAUUAUUGAUCAGGAAAGUAAGACCAAGAUGCAGGCGCGCGAGGGGAGGGGAAAAAAAAAAGGGAUGAUGACGAUGGUGCCACCCACGAACGGCUACGCCCGAGAUCUCGAGCAAGGGAAAGCGGGGAGCGUCGUACCGUACCAUGGAACAAGCAACGCAGGCACGGGAGAUGGAGGGUCAGGGGUAGCAGACGUUAAUUCUAUGCGGCAGGAAAAUCUGGCCACGGCUGCAGCUAAGUUUUGGGCGGUUGUGCUGCCCUGCAAUGUGAAUGGACAGAUCUCCGCCAGUUGCGAUCCAACGGUGCAUUUUCUUUUGGGCUAGCUGCAGCCAGAGAUGGACAGGUAUAUAUUAUAAGUGAGUGUGUGAAUGGAUUUUGCUGAUAUGCGACUCCCUAUCCACACUGUGAUUGCUUUCAGAUCUCUACCAAAUAAAGCAGUAGUAUACAUGUGGUUGACCCU
Molecule: messenger RNA, 733 nt
Organism: Aspergillus eucalypticola CBS 122712
Lineage: Eukaryota; Fungi; Ascomycota; Eurotiomycetes; Eurotiales; Aspergillaceae
Exons: 3
Coding region: 303-596 (97 amino acids)
Source: RefSeq, a predicted model, not a curated record